This is a messenger RNA of Amoebophrya sp. A120, 15355 nucleotides long. The record is from the annotation of a GenBank genome assembly. Lineage: Eukaryota; Dinophyceae; Syndiniales; Amoebophryaceae.
AGUAACAACAGGUGCAGGUAGUGGAUAUGAACGAAGGAUGCUUGUUGUAUUUGCAUUUCGGCAAGAAGAUACGUCUAUGUAUUUUCGUCAAGAAGGAGGUCGUCUACCUUUGCGCGCCGGCUAAUUUGUAAAUCUCAGGAAGAACAGUCACGAAGCGAUGACUCAGAUUCUAUGCCAGAAGGUGGAGCCCGCCGAUGAUAUUAAAAGGACGACAAGGACGAGGAGAGCAAUGAUAUCUUCAAGCAGAAAGCCUAGGACCAGCACGCCGACCUCGACGACCAGCAACAUCUCCCCCCCGUGCACACGAUUUCUUCUACCUCGGAUGAACAAGUUCUCCCCCUGCACACGACUUCUCUCUCGGAAAAAUAAGAACAUCAGUCUGGUGACCCUGACUUCUUCCAGGAAGACGAAGAUGGACAUCGACUACAAGAAGGAGAGGUCGUGGGCGGGAAUAAAACGAAAUCUAAAAAUGAUGUUCAAAAUCCUAAAAGCUACUUCCACAACUGCAUCCUCAAGAAAAACGACAAUCCCCGUGAUCUUUAUCAGGGUUGCGGUUGUUCCUGCUUGGAAGAUAAUAAUUUCUUGUGUUUUAAUAUUGAUAUUCGUGGUCUAUUCUUGUUGGAGAUGUAGGUGGUAUUCGUCCUCGACCUCGUGGUGGAGCACCUCGUCGUCAGAGGUUAUUCCCGGAAAACUUCUUACCAUCCCCAUGAUCCAUCACUUUUUGCAUAACAAAAACAGAACUUCACACACCAUGCCUUGCAUGACAAAUUUUUGGAUGGGGAUGAUUACUUUACAGGGAAUAUAACUGCAAAAUUGGUAUUCGUAUUCGAAAAUAGCAAAAAACUUUCCCCCCGCACAGUUCACUAGUGCAGACGCCUCCGCCUGCGGUGCCUGUUCUGCCGCCUCCAGCUUAACGCCCUCGAGCGACGCGCUGUGCCUCUCAGUGUUUGAGGAAGCCGCCGCGGGGUGGCGAUCGAUAGCGCAAGCACUAGCCCGAGCUCGUGGCGGCGCUGGAUAGCCGAAAAUGGUGCGCGCGCGCCUGAAGGCUUUUUGUCGGCUGGCAGGUGCCUCGUGGCUUGUCUGUGUCAACUGCUUUCGGCGUAGCUGCACCGCCGGCACAUGGGUCGCGCACCUCUCGAAAAUUUAGUGCCGACGAACCCAGCGCGUCCUGUGGGGCAUUACCUGGCUCCCAGAUUCCCGGGCCACCCUACCUGCACCACCCCCAUCAGCUGCGCCGCGGAGAAGAGCUGGCGCAGACAGGCGCUGAGGCCUUCGCCUACGAAAGUGCCUCUUUGCAUUUUUGGCGCGGAAGCAAUAUCUGUGGCCGCGGCCAAGCGUUCACAGGAAACGGAGACCUCGGACGGAUUUUCUUCCGCGCAACUUUGGUAUUCAGCUGCCCAAGAUUGCCCCCAAGAGAGGGGGGUCAAAUGUCGCUGAAUACCAAAGUCGGAAUUUCCCGUGAAUACCAAUUUCACACCGUGUUUGACUUUGGUAUUCAAAAAAAGCCGGCGUUUUUUGCUCGGCAUCCGGAAGGGCAAAAAUCCUUUCCCCGAGUCAUCAAAUUUGCCGGUCCGCGAGACCGGCUGCUGCAAAUGCUCCGCUUCCUCUGAACGCUUGGCGGCGGCCACAGAUGUUGCUUCCUGGCCAAGAAUCCAAAGAGGCACUUUCGUAGGCGGAGGCCGCAGCGCAUUUCUAGGCCACUUCGCCUCCACGGCGCAGCUGAGUGGUGGGCGUGGUGCCCGUAGGGCGCCCCGAGAAUCUAGGGGCCAGGUAAUGCCCCAUAUGGUGCGUUGGAUUCGUCGGCACUAAAUUUUCCGCAGGUGCAGGACCCAUCUGCCGGCGGUGUAGCCACGCCGAGAGCAGCUGACACGGACAAGCCGCGAGACAGCUGCAGCCCGUCAAAAACCCCCAAGCCAGGCGCGACCCGUUUUCGGCUCUCCAGCGCCGCCACAAGAUCGGGCCAGUCAUUGCGCUAUCGGUCACCACCCCUUGGCGGCUUCCUCAAACACCGAGAGGCGGAGCGCGGCCGUCGAGGGCUUUAAACCGGAGGCGGAAGAACAGGCACCGCAGGCGGGGGCGUCUGCACUAGUGAGCUGGGCGGGGGGAAAAAUUUUUGCGAUUUUUGAAUACGAAUACCAAUUUUGCCGUUAUAGGGAAUAAAGUAUCUGCACGGACAAGAACUAGGGCAGCAACAACUUCUCGGAGGUUGGUGUAGUGCUGACUUCCCACGACGUGCCGUCGUCUUGGUCGCUGCUAAAAAAGCAGAAGAUGACGGGGUUUCGGUGGAUGAAGACCAAGAACUAGGCCUAGAACUACACAAAGUCGCUUUUGCUUCAAAUUUGAAAGACGAUCAAGGCCACGCGGACCCCGUCGUCGGCGCAGCACACGACACUAGUGCUGCAACUACCCCCACGACCACGAGAAAAACAAAAGUUGAAGAUGUAGUUGUUGUGCUAGAGCCACAAUCUACUUCGAGCGGCUCGAAGGGUCGCGACGUCGACCCUUCUCAUGCUGCCGCGCAAGUCUUCUCUAGUAGUAGUAGUAGUAGUAGUAGUAGUACAGCACCACAGACAGGAAUAUUAUCCGGCGCAGCACCGCCACCACCAGCCGCAUCAUCUUCCACCAGCCCGAUCAUGCAGGUUUCACCACGUCCAGCAUCGGACGCAGGUUUAGAAGAAGUCCUGCCGCGAGGACGAGCCACAAGCUUGCGCUCCUUGGAGACAAGGAUGGCAUGCUGCAAUCCGCCGCGGGCGCCCGAAGUGGACGGAGAUAACACGUGCUGCAAUCUUAGCCAUAAAGGAAGGAGACCGAGACCCAUCGACCUCAUACAAUUUGUGAUGCAAAGCAUGCAUAGAAAGAGUAGAGUCCCGUGUAGUUUGAUGUGGUCAACAUCAUGCAGAAAAUGGAUAUGGAUGGGCCUCUUUUUGUGGAUAAGUGUGGCGAAUGAUCUGAUGCAACCGUUCACGGAGACAGACGACCCCAAAACGGCAAAGCUUUCCGCUUUGGAGACCGCUUUGCUGCGACCCCUGAACGCUACGGUCAAGACGUGGAACCUAGCGGCCGUGCUCGAGUCGGCCUUUUACAACAAGACGAAUGUAGUUGAUCAGCAUGUUGGCGUUGGGUGGACGAAUGAUAGUCCCAUGGCGCGGGGGAUCUCUAGUACAACUUCCUACUCGACGUCCAGUGCUGGUGCUGCUCUGGCUGCUGAUUCCGGCAACUUUUCCGCGAUGGUAGAGCAGCUGGAGCGGAACAAGCUUCGGUGGCGGGCGCGGUUUCGCGACGGGGAGGCACGCUACGUCUCGCGCUUGACGAUUUACGCCCAGAAGGGCGCUGAAGCGGACAUGCGAGGCACGCGGAUCCUGAUCCGCACUGCGGACGAGCCGGAAAGGUUGGCCGACAUCGGCCUCACACACGUCCCCGUGUACGAAGGCCAGUCGUUCCGCGUGGAACGGCGGGUUCUGGAGGUUGUGCUGGAGGGUGGAUUUGAAGACGACGACGCCGGCUACACCUUGGCAUAUCGGCAGCGCCAGUUCGAGGAAGACCCCGACUACCAGGCCGCCUUCCUGCAGCGGUUGUCGCGGCCGCGGCCGGCCUUGCGCGUUGGGGGCAUACACGUGUGGCUGGGGAACGAAGCCACCGCGCGCCGGCUCACGACACAGACGCUGAGUGAAACCGCCGCGGCCAUCGUGAACGACCAAAAUCCCACACCUGUGCACAGGUUGCUCAUUCGCUCUGGGAAGCCACUGACGAAUUGGGACGGGUUGAAAAAGUACGAGUUUGGGUAUUGCGGGGACCGGCACCCCGAAAGCGGAACGGUUUGGGCUGACAAGCAAGGAGUAGCAGACGAGCCGUAUGACGGCACGGUGGAAGGUUGCGCGAAAGAGGCGGACGCAGCUGAUGCUGUCAUGUUUGAGGUUUGGGACCUGCAGAGGAACCCCUACACAGCCGCCAAAAACUUUCAACACAAGCCGUGUUGUACCAUUUUCUACAACGCACAACGUCUUGUGCCGAAGACCGACCCAAGCGAAUUUACAGGCGAUGCAACUGCCGAUUGGUGGCGAGGGUUUGAAGGCACCUACUUUAAUUUCGGGAUGUCGCAUGGGGCGUUUGAAAUCAAGGCGGUUCCGCCGGAAAAUUGGUACGCGUCGCGGGGUGCAUUUGGCAUUUACGGUGCCUGCUCUGGCCGAGACCAAAACACUGGCGAUUUUUCACAUGGUAAUACUGGAAACGAAAGUCGGUACAUGCAGAACGCAUACGGAAGCAAGGUCGACAAGUGCGCUGCGGAGUGUUUUAAACAAGGCUGCAACUUUUUUACCCUCGGAAAUAAUGGCCAGCUCUCGAACAACUGGGAUUGCUGUACUAUGUUCCGUGACGUCGUCGACGUAGGUCCAGACGACAGCCAACAAAUGUCCGGAUCGAAUUAUAUGGCGAUCCGUCUCGGGGCGUUCCAAAUGCUCGGAGAAGCGUUCUCCCAACCCUCAUAUUUGGACUCACUGCCCACUGGCCUGUACAUGUUGGAAGAGAAUGUCGGCGACAGCUUGGGGACCCCUCAUCCGGCCGUAGGUCUGACGGCCUCGCAGUACAACCUUAAAUCGAACCCGGAUCCCUCCUGGGAUGCCUCCGUGCACACCUGGGACGGAAAGGUCGCGGCCGAUAACCCUUUACGGCGUACGUACUCAUCCACCAACACUUGCACCAAAGUUGAUGGACAUGCGAAACCCUGGUGCACCUGGGGCGAGCAGUGGGCGCCCAUGGAGGCCGGGGGUAUCCUUCGCCCGACGUACGAGCUAACUUGGUGGCAGGUCCGGUUUACGGACGACCGGCCCCGGUUACUAGCCGGGUUUGCGUGGUUUCGUGCGGAAACGAACUACGGGCCCUACCAAGAUGAUAACGACGGCAUGAACCAAGCCAAAGUGUAUCUGGACGGCAAGUUUUCCGGCGUGACCAUCCAAACGGUGGACGAUGCGGCGAAGCGGGGCCAGUGGGUGCCUCUUUUGCAACCCACCUUCGCAACCGAGCUGCGAAUCGUAGCCGGCAACAUCGCCUCAUACACGACGGGCGCGCUGCGGCUAUGCGGGUUCCACUUGUAUCUCCGGGUGCCGCAGUACGCUAUGCCGAUUCGCAACCCCUUCACGGGCGCCCUUGACCCGGGGUAUGGGCUCACCGCCACCGGGGAAGCUUCGCUCUCGUUCGGCGGAGACGUGCGGCAGAUCUUCAACCGACCCUACACGGACUUUUCCGUCGACUCGGGGGGCAGUAAUAACAUGGUGACGAACCCAGAGCGACCCUAUGUGUGGCAUGCUAAAGAAACGAGCACGGCCUUGGAGGUGGAAUUCGCCGACGGUGCGGCGCGCCCCAUCGCCGGGGUCAUGCUAUUUGGUCGAGCGUCGCCAUAUGGCUCGCUGGACCAGUUCAACAUCUACGUGGACGACGUGGAGCUCAUACAAAUCACGAGCGAACCCCGUACGGACGGGGAGUUCUACCUAUUGAACAAGGUCGGAACCAAACUGAAAAUUGGACCACGCGGCAGUACCGGGGAAGCCGUUCUUUUCGGAUUUCAUCUCUAUCUCAUGAUCCCAAUCACCGGUGUUCCUCUCCCGUUUCCGCCCGACCAAGACAGAACGCCAUCUUCUUGGACCACGUUGGUGGAGAAUUACCAGGGAAUGAGGGCGAAUUAUACGAAAGGCGCCGAGCCACCCAAUAACCGCAAAUACGAAGCGCAGCUGCUCCGUAAAUACUCGGAUUUACGUAGACGGCGGGUCUCCGCGGAUAUUGCCUACAUGGACGGCCUCAAAUAUUGCUCGGACGGCCCGCACUCGUUUUCAGACGCAGCCCUCUGGCUAUAUUGGAACGACGGUGGAAAGCGCAUGGUGGAAGGUUUCACACUGUUUGGACGAUCAAAUCACUUCCCGGGUGACGGACUGAAGGUGAAGGUAGACGAAGUGGUGCUCCUAGAUUAUUACUCGAAGACGCAUGCCAACUACGACGCACUCAGCAAUGCGGGCAGCGAGGGGAAGUGGGUUUCCAGCGGACCCGGAGGUAGCAUCUGGGUGCAGGUUGGGCGGUGGGUGAAUUCCAUUAAGAUCAGCCACCUGCCUGGGAAAACAGCUGACCAUCCCCCGGACUUCUGCGGCGUGCAUAUUUACCUGCGAAACGUCGGAUACGCGAGGUACCCCGCAAUUGGGAGCGUAACGCAGUUCGAGGUCCGGGCAAACUUUCCGUUUGAAAUGAUUUCCCUGAAAUAUUGGGCACUGCAUGUCGCGGAAGAGGACCAGAAGGCAUUCACGGACAGCGAGGAGUUUCUGCGACACAACGACGCCUUCAAGAACCUGGUGGCGAUCCACGACGCUGACUUUUUUGCGGAACUGGCCGAGCGCCCCGACGACGCGGCGGCCCGGGCAGAGUUCGCGAAGAAGAGCGCGGCUAUGCAACUCGGCUACCUACCAGAGUGCGUCUUUCUGCAGUUCCCGCGAAACAAGGGGACGGGGGACCAGAACACGGUGGUUGCUGAAAUCGACAUCCACAACGUUUUCCUGGAAAUUUUUGUCUUCCACCAGCAAGCCUUCCAGAAUGCGUGGGACACGCAAGAGGAGUGGAUGCCUUCCCUCCGCAAUAUCGGGGGCACCCACAGCGGGGCGCAUCCGACUUGGGAAGAGCAGAGUAACGACGACGGAAGGAUCUAUGGCAGCGGCUUCGAGCGUGUGGGGUUUCCGAAUACGCAGGUGAAGAUCCACAAGCAGAGCGACGGAUCCGACACAGACUCCGGGACGCAGCUGAUCUUCAUUUGUGAGUGCGCUCAGAAAACCCUGGUCCCCCCGAGUCCCGGCAAAAAGAUGCCAAGUAACGCGGUACUGCCCCCAAAGGUUGUCCGGAAUAGAGGACCACGGACUCCGACGAGCUUCUCGCUCUAUUCAUUCAUGUACAAUAAUUUUCUUUUCGAGCGCUUAGUCCAGCAGGUGGAACGCACGCAAAAUCACAGAACAGUGCUCAACCCGGCGACGCGGACGAUCCCCAUUCGGUGGUUGGAAGAGCGGGGGCAAGGGCUUCCCGCAGACCAGAGCGCGUGGCGUGUCACGCCGACCAGCACCCGGAAGGUGAACAGCGUUGGGGGCCCGUAUGAAAACCACGAUCUGUGCGUCUAUGUCGCGCGGGACGAGUUUGACUACAAAUCCAUUAUGUCCCUGGGGACGGCCGUGAAGAUCUGGAGCCAUCCCGGUUCGCCGAAUUUCCUCACAGAGACUCGCAUUUACCUGCACAUGUGCUCGGAAGCGGAAGACGCCGGAUUCUACGCGGACCCGGCGAAUUUUGGCCCGGGGACUCUCGCCGCGGAAGCAAACGUGGCAGCGUUUCGAAAUCAUCAGGGACUAGUCCGGGACUGCGGUGGCGGGACGGACCCAGCGCAGCCCGGCGGGGUGACCACGGUCUACUCCUACAAGCACAGCAUCGCCGGGAGCGGGCGGCAAAGUGCGGACUUUCCUGGCUCCAGGACGGAAAGCGGCAACACUCUGAUAAGAAUGCCCUACCCCAUCGUAGUUUGUCCUACCACGGCGGGGAUCUACUUCUUUCGCCGCGAAAAAUUGUACCUGGUCGUGUACGAUCCGGAAGCACCGGCGGCAUUGGGUCUCUCCCGGGCAACGCCGCACCUAUACCAGAGCGCGAAGCGUGGCAUCCUGGACGACUGGCAGCGGGACUGGUCCUAUGCAGGAGCAAGAAAAUGCCAUCACAAUCGCAAUUAUGAUAGAUAAGUAGAUCUUUUUGCAUUCGCAAAAAAAAAAAAACUUGUGCAAAGGCAACUGUGAUUGUGAUGAUGUUUUUGUCAUCUUGGAUAGCUCCUCGCAACUGACGGGGACGCUGUACGGUGUUCUUAAGCGUUACAUUGAUCGUUAUUACAUGAUUUGUGAUCAUGCAGAAGUAGAAGUACUAUCGUCCUCCAUACGUUCAAGGUGGUGCUUUGCAUGACAUAUCGUGGUCCGAAGCAGCUACUUGCGGCGACGGUGCAAAGGUUUUUGAUGUGGUGCAGUCGGGUAUGCAUGACAUAUCGUGGUGCUCGACGCGCAAAAUUGCACUGAAAUCCGUGCCAAGUCGUCUGUAAUGCAAGACGCACAUGAUCAAGCCCCCCCGUUGCCUUUCACUUUAUUUCCUAUUUUCGCAGCAUCACAAAGUCAUGUAACGACUAUCAAUGUAACGCUUGAGACCUCGACGCGCUGGCCUCGCUGCGCAUCGUGGUUCGCUGGGGCACGGACCGCACGAUUGGCAUUCGGUCGCGGAUGCAGCAGAUGCCGUUGACCGCGGCGAACCGGGUCACCAUGGCCACGAAAUUGCGCGUGGAGCUUCUGCGGCCGAAGGACAGCGCGGAUCCCGUGCCAGCACGGGUCGCCUCGUUGACGGUCACGCUGGCGGCGGCCCGCGCGCCCGUGUCGAAGUGCGUGGGGUGCGGGAACCAGAUCGGUAGUUGCCUGAACGUAUGCGACCCACACAAGGGGACGAGUGCCGGGUUCUGUGCCGCCUGCGACUCGAUCACGGGCGAGCGCGGCGUCUGCUGCGACCCAACCAGCACGACGGAUCCGGCGGAGUGCCAACCGCUGAAAGUCCACCGCCCGGACCUGUUUCCGAAUCCGGCUGGCGCGUAUCACCAAUGCGCGGUGAGCCCCUCGUUUGUCUGGGAAUGGGUGUACUACAAAGACUCCAAUGCAGAUGCAGAUCUGUCGCAAUCGCGAACGCACACCCAUUGCGUUUUGAAAACCAACCCCACUUCGGAUUUCGACGGGGGACCGGCAUCAGCAAGCGAUCCAGGUCCAAUGACAAUAUCGACGAUCAAGGACCACAACUACAUGCUCGAGAAGUGCGCUAACGAUGUGCGGUGUCAUGCCAUGGUUGGUUUCCUAUGCCUGGUGGGGGGGAGCAACCUCAAGCAGAACUACUUGAACAGCAAAAGUCACCGAACAGAGGUGACGCAGCGCACCACGCUGGCACUUCGCGCGCAGUAUGGAGGAGUGGGCACGCGCGGCGAGCGGUGUAUCAGCGGCGGACAUAGCUGCAUUGGCAGCGACGACGGGUUGUCUUUGCGGCUGUGUGACAUCGCGGGCUUCGCGGAGGUAUCCAAUGCAAAAGUAUCGUACUGGUAUAAAUUUAAGUCGCAUGACAUCAAGAAGAAAAUUGGAUUAACUUGUCAUGCAGAUUAUGGUAUAAAUAAAACUAAAGAACUCCAUCGGUCAUGCAGCAAGACUGGCACUUUGUAAUAUUCAUACGAGCGCGAUAUAAUUUUCUACAGUGGAUAGGAGGUGGAAGCCCGGGGCGGCUUUGGCUCGUGGGAUGGGAGUAUGUCGUGCGGAUGGAAAAAACGGUACGUGGAGCCUUGGGAAGUGGAGAAGCUGCAGCAGGUCGAGCGCGAGAGCUUCGCGGUGCCGGACAACGACAUGCAGGUGGACCCACUUUUGCUGACGGCCACGGCUGUUGGUGAGGAAUCGUGUAGCGACGCCGCCGCUUGCAAUCCCAUGAACCCGCUGCACUACCGAGAAGGCGGGGACCUGCAAUACCGCAACAUGUGUUCGCUGUCCACUGGCACAACCUCUCCAGCUGCCCAUCUCGCACUGGCGGCGGACAAGGUGACGGUCUCGAGCGAGUUCAACGAGCACACCGCCGCGCCACUGCUCGUUGACGGAAACGUGGCCGGUGGUAUGUUCACAACUGCCGACGACUCGUAUGGCGCACCAGCCCAGAAGUGCCCCUGGAUACAAAUAGAGUUACCAGACGACACUCCGGUGAGCCAUGUGGAGCUGAGCACGCGGCACGAUGGAGGUGACCUAUUUCGGCUUCGCCGAUUGUUUUUCAUUUAUGAUGAUCAUUCCCACACGUGGGACGCUGGGAACUCGGGCCGGCCGGAGGGAAACCUCGCCAGGGAGCAGAACGCCGGCCUUCGGGUUCUGCUCACCAACACCGCACGCGACAGGACCGCCACUUCCCGCUGGCAUACCCCAACCGGCACAACCCGGCAGUGGUGGCAGGGGACCGCGCCUGGGGACCCUUGUCCGGACCCUGAUCCUGUCGAAGUUUGCGAGCACAUCAUCUGCAAAGAAGGCGAAGGAGCUACCUGCAAAGACCGGUUCGUGGUGUCCGGGGAGGUGGCCACCGCUAAAGUGACCUGCGGGGACAAGAAGGGCAAGUACCUAACCAUCGAGCUGCCCGGCAUCACGGCCUCCAUGACGUCGCCUGAUCCAUUGAAGCGCAUGCUAAACCUGAACGAAGUUCAGGUGUUUGCCGCCACCAGCCUGCCAAGGGGGACAUGGCGCGUGCAGUUUCGGGACAACCAGCCCCGCUACGUCACCCGCUUCCGCAUUUUUCCGCGUCUUUAUCCUGAUGGAAAAAUAAACUUUCGAGACCAAAACAGAAUCAAAGGUGCAAAGAUUUACUUUGACGAUGAGACCACCAGUUUGCAGAGCUUGCCGGUACCCUUUCCCGAAACUCUUCAUUACGAUGCGUCUGUCCACCGUGUCCUCAAGUCAAUUACGAUCGAGGCGCUGCACGACCAUCAGCUCAGCAUCUGUGGAUUCCACCUCUUCGUGCCGGCGGCCCAGCCCCGUGCGCCAACCGCGGUACCGCCGGAAGUGAUAUCCACUGCAAAUAUGUCUGGGUCUGGAAACUUGUGUUGCUGAUAUCUGCAUCAACAUUCAUCAAAGACUCAGGCCCCGACAUAUCUGCAAUGCAUGAGUGAGCACCCGUCUCCUGCGAGAGGAGCACCCGCUGCUCCAGCAAGCGCAGGAAGGCGACCGACUCAGGUUUCGCUUUCUCGGGGAGUUUGGGAAAACCAAGUCCGCAAACUACAAACAUCAUUUGCUGCGGUUUCACGUGACCCCUGCGUAUCAGACGUCCGAACGUCUGCGCAGUAGAGAACUGCUGGCGAACCAGGAAGAGGAAGAUAGAAGCGAGGUCGAAAAUGACGAGAACGCGACGAGAGGCGACCAGCUAGAGCGUGGCCUUGCUGAUUUGUAGACAACUCUGGCGGGAGCUGAGUGGAGAAAACCAACGUCUUCUGCAUGCUCUUGCAGUUGACAAUGCAAGACAUGCUUUUGCAAUUGAAAGCGCAAGAAUUACUUUAGUAGCAGGCACAUGGGAAGCACAUGCUCACUCAAGAGGAGCGCCAUAUACUUAAUUCAAUACUCUAUAAAUCAUACUAGUAUUAUCAAGUUAAUCCAUGGCCAGGCAUAAAAUGAGCCGAAUCGAGCAACGCAAAACCGGAAACCGAGAAUCGAGAAACCGAGAGUCCCGGUUUCUCUUUUCCCGAUUUCUCUUUUUUCUGUUUCUCCUUUUUCGGUUUCUCUUUUUUCUGUUUCUUCUUUUUCGGUUUCUCUUUUCCCGAUUUCUCUUUUCCCGGUUUCUCUUUUUCCGGUCUCUUUUCUCGGUUUCUCUUUUCCGGGUUCUCUUUUCCCGGUUUCUCUUUUUCCGGUUUCUCUUUUCCCGGUUUCUCUUUUCCCGGUCUCUCUUUUCCCGGUUUCUCUUUUCUCGGUUUCUCUUUUUCCGGUUUCUCUUUUCGCGGUUUCUCCUUUAGCGGUUUCUCUUUUCCCGGUUUCUCUUUUCUGGGUUUCCCGGCUCUCCUUUUUCCGGCUUCUCUUUUUUCGGACGGUUUCUGCUUUUCCCGGCUUCUCUUUUCCCGGUUUGUUCUUUUCGUGGUUUCUGUUUUCCCGGCUUCUUCUUUUCCCGGCUUGCUUCUCUUUUCCCGGUGUCUUCUUUUCCCGGCUCCUCUUUUCCCGGCUUCUGUUUUCCCGGCUUCUCUUUGAGCCGAUCGAAAGGCCGAGAAGCCGAAAAAAAGGCAAGAAGCCGGAAAAAGGCCGGGCAGCCGAAAAAAGGCCGGGAAGCCGAAAAAAGGCCGAGAAGCCGAAAAAAGGCUGAGAAGCCGAAAAAAGGCCAAGGGGCCGAAAACAAAAAAGGCCGAGAAGCCGAAAAAAGGCCGAGAAGCCGAAAGGCCGAGAAGCCGAAAGGCCGAAAGGCCGAGAAGCCGAAAGGCCGAGAAGCCGAAAGGCCGAGAAGCCGAAAGGCCUGCCGAGAAGCCGAAAGGCCGAGAAGCCGAAAGGCCUGCCGAGAAGCCGAAAGGCCGGCCGAGAAGCCGAAAGGCCGGCCGAGAAGCCGAGAGGCCGGCCGAGAAGCCGAGAGGCCGGCCGACAAGCCGAAAGGCCGAGAAGCCGAUCCGAAAGGCCGGCCCGCCGAGAAGCCGAAAGGCCGGCCCGCCGAGAAGCCGAAAGGCCGAGAAGCCGAAAGGCCGAGAAGCCGAAAGGCCGAGAAGCCGAAAGGCCGGCCGAGAAGCCGAAAGGCCCGCCGGCCGAGAAGCCGACCGGCCGGCCGAGGCACCGAAAGCAAGGGAUAACGGGGUCCGGGAGAAGGGCAACCGAGAAACGCGAGACCAAUGCGGGAAAACCCGGCCGGGAAAAGGGGGGGCGGGAAAUGAAACCCAAGCAAGCAAGCAAGCAAGCAAGCAAGAGAACGAAAAGCCGGCCGCACGGCGGGCUCCGCGGGCCGGCCUUCCGGCUCCGCGGCCUUUCGGUCCCGCGGCCUUUCGGUUCCGCGUCCUUUCGGCUUCUCGGUGGUUCGGGUUCCCGGCCUUUCGGCUUUUCGGCCUUGCGCUUUCGCCGGUGCGGCCUUUAGCUUUCAGGCCUUUCGCCCCCGGCCUUUCUCCUUCGAAGGCCUUGCCCAAAAGGCCGGCCGGCGGAGCAGAAGAAGCCGGGAAGGCCGGCAAGGCCAAGAAACGCUGCGGCGCGUAAGCCUUUUCGGCAUUCCGGUUUCGGGGCCCGUUUCUUCUCGCCUGCGUUUCACAUUUUGGCCGUAGCUUGCUCGAGUGGCCUCCUUCUGCGCCCGGCUUCUGGCCUUUCCUUUGUUCCAGAGCCCGCGGCCGGGGGCCGGGUGCUCGGCUCAGGCGGCCCGCCCCGGGCAAAAUCGGGGUGGUAAAGUUCCGAUAAAAAGCCAUUAAUUUAAAGGCUGGGAACCUUAUGCGCCAGCGGCCUAGUUUCCUUGUUUGGGGUGGCGCGUGUCCGAGGCCGUUCCCUGCAGUUCGCGAAAAGGCGAAGGGUUCGCCUCUCUCUGGCCCGGUCGUCUUUGGGUUUUCCGUGUGUCCCCCGCUCGGGUUUUCCGUCGCCAAGGCCCCAGGCAGAGGCGCCCCUGGAUAGUUUCGGCCCCGCGACCCUUCGGCCCGGUGUUGUGUUCUUUGUUAGGCGGCAGGGGGAUGGUCCUUGGGGAGCAUUGGGUUGGGGGCCGUUCGUGUUGUGUCCCUACGCGCGCCCCGCUGGUUAUUAUUGGCGAAAGAUGGGGGGGCGUGGCGUGUAUGGUGGGUGGCGGCCUUUGUCGGAUGACUCGCCCUCGGGUCCUUUUGUAUUUUGCCGUCAAUCGUCUGGCGUCCCUUUGGGUCGGGGUGUUGUCCGGGUAAUUCUCCGGUAAAUUCCGGAGAUAAGCCGAGGCGGGACGCCGUUAAAUAUGCCGUUAGUUUUCCCGUUAAGUUUUUCCGUUAAUUUCCAUCUGAGGCGAUUCGUAAGGGAAAUCGAGCCCCCGGAAAUUAACGGAAAAAUUUAACAGAAAAAUUAACAGUAGAAUUAACGGAAUCCGGCCGCGGAAUUAUCGUGGUCGUGCCUCUUCGAGGUUGGCCACGCCUUGCGCCCGGAACGAAGAGGCGCCUCCCGGCGCGGUGGAGGAGGUCCUUUGGCCCCGCAGGGUUUCGCGUGGUUUCCGGCGCACCAUACCGCCGGGCCCCUUGUGGUUGGCCCCGGGGUUUGUCUCCCGUUUCGGUGUGGGAUGUCCGGGGCGCCCAUUUGUCGCAUGCCCAUCCUUUGGGGGUGCCCCCUGUUUUUUUCUUGGCCCCAAGAGGGGGGGCCCCGGGGCGCUAGCCCGCGACGUGGCCCCGUGUGCAUUCGCCACUUGCCGGGGGAUCCGGCCGCGCCGGGGUGUUUUCCCAACGUGGAGCCCCCGCGCGACAUCCCCUGGGGGAGUUCUUUGCCCUCUUUGGUGGUCUGCGCCCUGCGUCGCCGUGUGUCCUCCUGCUCCCACCCUGAAGACAAAAGCGGGGCGAGGCGCAUCCGGCCACCUGGAACAUUAACAGUAAAUUGCAGGGGAAUUAACGCCGGGAGCUUGCCCGGGGCGGUCCGCCUGACUCGGCCGCACUCACCAACCUUGGCGCCUCGGCCUCCGUCGCCGUAGCCUGGCGCUUUAAGGUCCAGAGCUGUGGCUCCUAGGACGCAAGCCCCUCCCUCUUCCCCGGUUUCCUGCUUCUCGUUGCUCGAGACACUGUGGCGACAAAACCUGCCGACUUGUAAUACAUUACACCGGUCCUGAAACGGAAAAACACACCACUGACCACGAACCUCGUUGAGCUCUGUGGCAAGCACUUAGGACGUAGGCCCAGCGGCCAUUGACUGAGUACUUGCUCGAUUUCUUUGGCAAUUGCCAGGACGAGCACGACAGAUCACGCAGACGGCGCCGCAUUUUUAAAAAAGCCUCUUGAAAAAGCGAUCGCGAGAACCACUGCUCUGAUGAAUGUUGAUCAUGAAGCAGCAGAAUACAACACCAGAAAAGAACUACACGACUUCGCUUUCCGAUGUCAUUUGCACUUCUACUUUCACCUCCGUCGUAUUGAUAUUGAACAGAUGGAGCUAGUGCAUUUAUUUUGCCAAUGAUAGAAGAUGAACAAAGAACAGAUUAAGCUAGUGCAGUUGCUUUUUCUCAUGUGAUAAAAAUUAUGCCUAUGCGGGAGCGGGAUGAACAACCGCCCUGUAAAAAAGCUCCAUGUGUUACUCUUGGAGGUGCAGAAGUAUUUUUUAAAUCUAGUUUUAUCCUGAGCCUUAGUCUCAUUCUUUUGCUUUUCACUAGUCUGCUUUUCUCAAAAAGGCAAAGCAAAAGCUCAUUUUGUAUUUGCCGAGGGCACGGCUUACUUUUUUCAAAGUGUCGGCGAUAUUUUUGCACUUUUUUUUGUAGCUGUUUCGUGCGGUUUUAUUUUAUUUUUUUUUGAAAAAUUGCAGAAACAACAGAGCAGGCCGGAAAGGUAAACCGAAGAAGGACCUCUAUUAACCAAUAAAGACCGAAGAACUGUCGGCUAAAAUAAAUGGCAUCGACAAAGCGCAGGUAGAUGAGAAUAACUACCUGCACAAACAACUAGUAGAGCAACAGCGAGAGCUGUGAUAUUGAUAUAAUUCUCUCAUCCGGCUACUUUGGGCAAAAGGGAGAGACCACGGGAGGGGGCGAUAUUAUGAUCAUCGUCUGGUGUUGUAGCGAAGACAAUGACACCAAGUUUUUAAUACAUAGUACAAGCACGACAUCAUGCAAAUAAACGAAAAUAAUUUGUUCAUACAAUAUUGAAACAAACCCAAAUGAUACACUUGAU